This is a messenger RNA of Hemicordylus capensis (graceful crag lizard), 11646 nucleotides long. RefSeq names its product nuclear factor of activated T cells 2 (gene NFATC2). NCBI's taxonomy places the organism in Eukaryota, Metazoa, Chordata, Lepidosauria, Squamata, Cordylidae. The record is from RefSeq and is a predicted model, not a curated record. The coding region runs from base 1 to 2763 and encodes 920 amino acids. The transcript has 11 exons. Gene Ontology annotation, cellular component: transcription regulator complex. Gene Ontology annotation, biological process: calcineurin-NFAT signaling cascade; cytokine production; regulation of transcription by RNA polymerase II. Gene Ontology annotation, molecular function: DNA-binding transcription factor activity, RNA polymerase II-specific; transcription factor binding; RNA polymerase II cis-regulatory region sequence-specific DNA binding.
AUGGCUUCCAGCCCAAACGACUCGGACCCGAGUUCCCAGCCAGGGGAUCCCGAUCCGAAUCCACAUAGCCCUCAGGAAGAGCUGGACUUCUCGAUCUUAUUUGAUUAUGACUACACGAACCCUAUAGCAGAAGAACCGACUCCUUCACAUAAAUUCAUCAGCCCACCCUCUGGAGGUACUUACCCUCAUGAUGAUGUCUCGGAUUAUGGCCUCAAGUCAUGCACUCCCUUCGCUUUGUCUAGCCUUUCAGCAGAUCACAUGGGCAGAUGCGGACAGCCAGAUAGCAUAGGGUCAAAAUGCUACUUGGACCCUGUCAAGGCUGCAGGUCCCCCUACCUUGAGCCCUAGGAUUGAGAUAACUCCAUCUCAUGAACUGUUUCACUCGGGGGGGUCCUUCUACUGCAGAGACACAGAUCUAUUGGUAGAGCAUCAGUCCAACUCGGCUACCGCUAGCCCAAGGUUUACCCUGCCUGUCCCUGGCUUUGAGAGCUACCGAGAACCGCUGUGCCUGAGCCCGCCUAGCAGUGGCUCCUCUGCAAGCUUCAUUUCAGAGACCAAUUUCUCUCCUUAUACUUCGCCAUGCGUUUCACCAAAUAAUGGCCCUAGUGAUGACCUUUGUCCACAGUUUCAAAACACCCAUGCUCAUUAUUCCCCUAGAACCUCGCCAAUAAUGUCCCCACAAGCUACCACCGUGGAGGAUACCUGCUUGGGGCCACGUUCACCAUCGCCACGUCCCAACUCAAGGUCGUCAUCACCAGGUGCAAAGCGGAGGUACUCUUGCACUGAGCUCUACGGGAGUCAGCAGCCUUCCACUUCUCCACGGCAAUCGAGGACCCCAUCUCCACAGGCCUCUCCCCAGCUCCCCUUGAGAGAAGACAGGUCUUCAGUCACUUACACCCAGUUGUCCACCUCUUCUAGCCUCAUGGAUGCAAUGAACAACCUCACCACAGAUUCUUCCUGUGGAGUUCCCACAAAAAUAUGGAAAAACAACCCAGAUCCUUCGUUGAUGUCUUCCCACAAAGCCAGCAUGCCAUGUCAUGUGCUUCAGCCCAUCGAAUACAUUGGGCCUUGUGAGCAGGAUGACCGAAGAAACCCACCACCCGAGUCUAUCUUGUUAGUGCCGCCAUCUUGGCCAAAGCAGCUGAUGCCUGCAAUACCCAUCUGUAGUAUCCCCGUGCAAUCCCUCCCACCACUUGAGUGGCCACUCUCCAGUCAUUCUGGCUCUUAUGAACUUCGGAUUGAAGUGCAGCCCAAACCCCACCAUCGUGCCCAUUAUGAAACGGAAGGGAGUCGAGGGGCAGUCAAAGCACCAACAGGGGGGCAUCCUGUGAUCCAGCUUCAUGGUUACAUGGACAACAAACCUCUGGGCCUCCAGAUCUUCAUUGGAACGGCAGAUGAGCGGAUUCUUAAACCUCAUGCUUUCUACCAAGUUCAUCGCAUUACAGGCAAAACAGUCACCACCACCAGCUAUGAGAAAAUCAUUGGCAACACCAAAGUGCUGGAAAUCCCCCUGGAGCCAAAAAACAACAUGAAAGCAACCAUUGACUGCGCAGGGAUUCUCAAGCUGAGGAAUGCAGACAUUGAACUGCGGAAAGGAGAGACAGAUAUUGGUCGGAAGAACACCCGUGUGCGGCUGGUAUUCCGUGUGCAUAUCCCUGAAUCUAGUGGCAGGAUUGUUUCUUUGCAAGUGGCAUCCAACCCCAUUGAAUGCUCCCAACGCUCUGCUCAUGAACUUCCAAUGGUUGAGAGACAAGAUGUUGACAGCUGCCUGGUGUAUGGUGGGCAACAGAUGAUCCUGACCGGCCAGAAUUUUACUGCAGAGUCGAAGGUUCUAUUCACAGAGAAGACACCAGAUGGGCAACAGAUUUGGGAGAUGGAGGCCACAGUGGAUAAAGACAAGAGCCAGCCUAACAUGCUUUUUGUAGAGAUACCAGAAUAUCGGAACAAACACAUUCGCACCCCUAUCAAGGUGAAUUUCUAUGUGAUUAACGGAAAACGGAAAAAAAGCCAGCCGCAACAUUUUACUUACCACCCAGUGCCUUCCAUCAAAACAGAGCCCAUUGAUGAGUAUGAUCCAGCUUUAAUCUGCAAUACAGUACACAGCGGUCUGGGAACAGUAACACAGCCUUAUUAUACACACCAUACAAUGGUCACCGACUCUCCUUCCUGUCUUGUGGCCACAAUGGCAUCCUGCCAGCAGUUGCGUUCAAGCCUGUCUUCUCCUGAAUCUCGAUAUCCCCAGCAAAACCCAGGGGCUGUAAUAUACCAAAGAAGCAAGAGUCUCAGUCCUAGCCACCUGGGCUACCCACAGCCUGGUUUGAUGGCCACACAAGUUUCCAUUCCAGAUGUUCACAGGUCAGUGUUGGUGCACACAGGCCCUCCCAGUCAAAGCUCAGCAGUGCUUCACCAUUCUCCAUCCAAUCAGCAGCCUUCCCCUGUGAUCCACUGCUCUCCAACAGCCAAUCAACAGCUGAGAUGUGAAAGCCAUCAAGAAUUUCAACACAUCAUGUGCAGUGAAAAUUUCGCAUCCAGUGGUGUGAGACCCAGCCAACCUCAGGUCAGCCAAGCCCAAAGGUUAAGUCCAAGUUCAUACCCUACCGUGAUUCAGCAACAGAGAACGGCAAAAAACGGACCGCCAGUAAGCGAUCAGAAGGAACCAUUGCCAACUGGAGUCACUGUUAAACAGGAACAGAAUCUUGACCAAGCCUAUUUGGAUGAUGAGCUGAUAGACACACACCUUAGCUGGAUACAAAACAUUAUAUGAAACAGAAUGACAGUGGUUUUUUGAUCCAAGCAAUCAAAGUCCAAGUUAACGAAAUAAUCAGGAAAGAGUUUUCUGGACUCCCUGCCAGAAGUCAGACAUAGAAGAUGAGAUUUGCGAGAAAACUUUUACUGAAUGCUUCCGUACCUGACCUCUUAGAUUCUUCUCCUGCCCCGUCAGCCUCCUGCUUCCUUAACUGAUCAUCUCAAGGCACCGGUUCAACACCAGGAACAAUGCACUGGCAUCAAACUGACAGCUUGGACUAAGCAACUCGGCACCUCUCACUGUAAACAUCAAAAAGAACACUCUUCCUUUCAUCCAAAGAUCAUGUUGUUCUCAUGUAGCAAAGCGUGCGCCUGACCAAACUUAUUAAUGUGACUACAGAUAUAUAUACGCACACACAAUGGAGAGAGAUCUACAGCCUAAAAAGGAAGGCUUCCGUCCAGAAACCUGCUCGGAAAUAAAGUAGGAUUAUAUGUGUGCUGAACAUCAGAUGAAUUGCAGAGUUGCCAGCUCAACAGAAUAUGAAUUGGGCCUCUAGAUUUAGCAGAUAUGACCUGCCCCCAUUACAAUUUUCAAGAUAAUACAUGAGCAAUGAGUCAGAGAAGGAUAACGCAGCAAAUCUAUACACACAACGUAGCUUUUAUUUCUUUCCAAACAUCAGCUUGCUCAUCUCUCAGCAUACCUGGGAGUUUCAAAAACAACUUGCAGUGGAGCAUAGGACUGUUGUAAUGAAAGGGAUAGAGAAACACACAAUCUGUACACACAGUUGCUUGUGAAGUUGUGAAGUGUCCCUCUGGGUAGUUGGUUCUGAUCUCAGGAUGCACUAAAGCCACAUUUUCAAGUUCUGCUGUGGGCAAAAAUAGAUAAAAACUCAGGGCAUAAUUCAGCCAAAAAUUAAGCAGAUUUUAAAACCAUUGAUUUAAAUGAAAGAGACUUAAGUGUCUCUUCCACUUUCAUCUGCUCUCCCCUCAAAAGCCCUUUCCACUGGUAUAAAUUUGUUCCUGGGGGCUGCAUAGCAGCAUGUCAGGAAGAGGAUCCUGGCUUAGCCUUCUACCAGACUGGCUAGUUUCCCACAGUUUUGAGUACUUGGUUUUUAACACUGGCAAACAUUUUAAAACUGCAGUCCCCUCCCCACCCACCCCCGCUGGAGUCUGAAAUGGUACCCUCCCAGAAUCUCUGUAUCACGUGACUUAUCUACAUAUGCAAAUCAGCUGGAGCCCUUGCCUUCCAAAAGAACUCUGAAAGCAUUAAUAAACCUAUUUUUAUAUUGCUGGCCAGCACCUUGAGUAGCCUGAUAACCCAUAUUGAAUCAAAGUGAAAGAAAACACCAUAACAAGUCCUCUUGCCAUCACAAAACAGAAAGAUGGCCAGGAAUAGAACUCCUUCUUGUUGCCCCAGCUCCUUACUAACAGGUGGUCUGUAGCAGUCUUGGCUUCUUGUUCUCCAUAUCAUUUGUCCCACCUGUGCCAAUAUUUACAUCGGUACGGUAUAGAAUGUGGGACCAACUGUCUGCAAGGAAAUGCUUCUGCAAUACUGACAAAGGCAGCUAUUUCCCAGGAGCUAUGCUGGCCUUGCUCCUUAGCAGCUUGUCAGGCAGGCUGUAAGUUGCCAAACCCAUGCAGAGACUAAGGAGAGCUAGACUGCUGAUCAAGGGCUUUGCAUUUCACCUAAUUUCUCUUGCAAGAGUGUAGCAAUACUUAAACAACUAUUACAUCUGUUUCUCAUUUUCUUGACAAUUUAGAAGCAGUAUUAAAAGUGAAGCUGAUCUUGUUUAGCAAGGCACACUCUUACUCCAAAAGGGGGGAUUACCAGGAGCCUAUUGUUUUAAAGACAAAAAAUCCCAGAAGCACCCCAAAUCUGCAAUCAGUUAUUUAGAAUUCACCAGUUUUGAAAAACCACACUGGCAAUUCACAGGGUGACUCAGAUCACUGCCUAUCAGUACGUCAGCUAUGCAUCACUUCUGGUACAGACAUCUAGUUGUUGCUUUGUGCUUUCUUAUUUGCAGUGUGUCACUGUUUUUUGGGGUGCUGCAAAAGAAAGCUGUGCAUGAAAACCAAUAUAGUAGCAUGUCACGAUAGUAUACAGGCUAGUAAUAAAAAUAAUAAAUAUGAGGAUAUCAAUUGCUUUAAGAUCAUUAGUUGCUAGAAAAAUUACCAAAGCUAAUGACCUAUCUAUGGAAAACAAGCAGAGACCAAAGAUCUCUACGUACUUGCUUGUUUAUAUGUAAAUAUUACAGUGGCAAAAGAUGUUGAUGUACAAGGAAAGACUGACACAACUUUGAGGAGGCCUAAGGGCUACAGGAGUAGCUCAGCAGCUAUAUAAAACUGCCCCAAUACAAGCCACAUAUUUCAUUACGUGCUGGAAAAAAACUGAACUUUCCAAUCAACAGAGCAAUCAGUCAACCACACUCUCAGCCAGCCAACUGUAAUGUAUGUUGAGGUGGUGGGGAGGUGCGGUUACCAGGUUGCAACCUAGAUCUUUUCACUUUACCUUUAAAUCUGCUGCUGAAGCCGGAGACAAAGGAGGCAUGAUUUCUGUCUCUCUGUUAACCCCCACUCCUACACCCUCCUCUGGUUGCUGCGGAGGGAUGCGAAGCUCCAAAAGUACCAUACAAAUUUAAAGCAUGCCAAAUUUAAAGCAAUUUUAACCAAGCAACACUGCAGACUGGGGCUGGUAGUGUUUCUAUCAUAUGCAUUAUUUCUCAGCUUCACCUGAAAUUAUCCAUUACAAUAAGUUCUAACGUGCAAUCUGUAUUCAUUUCAACAACAACAAAUCCCCAGGCAAUGGUCAAGUGAUCUGGAUUUCAGAUCAUAUCUCAGGUCCAUCUUUAGGCCAAGUCAGACCACCACCACCACCCCUGCCGACUUGAAUUGUUUUUACUUUCUUUGUUGUCGAUAGUCACUGUUGCUCUUUGCUAAAGAGAAAUGUCACUUUUGAUUAAUUGUUUAGCUUGGCUGACUACAGAUGAGUCAACAAAACAUCCAGAAAAAUUUAAAGAUGUGACCCAGUUUAGGCACAGCUUUAAGUGUCAAAAUGGAACAAAGUCCUUGGCAGAUGUAUAGUGCUUUUGGACACUCAUAUUGAAUAUUAAUAUGCCAAAAGAAGCAUGUGGACUUGUGACCAAGUUUACACAAUGAAGGGACUAAAGGGCAUUUAAUAAUCUCGAAGUUUAUUAGGUAAUAGGUUUUUUAAAGCAGUGAUGGGAUUUCUACAGGAUUUUGAUAGAAUUACUAGUGCACUGCCACCCAUCAUUUGCAUAGGUAAACAGGAUAUCUUGAAACUUGCAUUCAUCUAUAAAUUGAACUCCAAAAGGACUCCAUUAGGACUGUCCUUUUCUUUUUCCCCUGUGACUUUAACAGCUCCUUGAAUAUCAGAACUAUAACUGAUGCAGCUUUCCCCAUCAUUGCAUCACAAUGCCAGGGAAAACUCCACCAGUGGAAUGUGCCCAUUCUGCAAUUACUGAAAGAACAGCAUCUCGAACAGGGAGCAGCUGGCAAUACUUGGUUCAACAGGUGUGCUCAAAAGGUUGAGCAAUCAGGCUUUCAUUUCAGCAUACUACACAGCCCACCCCCACCCACCCCGCCGCCGCUGCUUAAAGUUGUAUUUACUGAGACACGGGAGUAUAAAAUGGAUGAUAUGUCAGAUCUUAGCAAUGAAUAUCAGGCACAUAAAUUCCUGGCAACUGUAUUUACUCACAUUGAUGGCUUGCUAGAUAUCUAUAACCCAGGGCUUUAAAUGACUUGCACUAAACUAAUAAUAAUAAUAAUGCCCAUGAUCCAAAAAGCUUUCUUAGUUAUACCCAGGGGCUUGGGCAUGCUUAGUGGCUUUUUAGAUUGUUUUUAAGCCUCUCCCCACUAUAAACAGCAAAAAUGUCAUGGCACAUCACAAGCUGCUUUGUAACUCCCCUCUCUUUCAAAAGAGGUGGGCUGUAUACAGAUGUUCUUCAAGACACACCUUCCUCCUUUGCCCACAAUUCCUUUGAUCCCAGCCAAUGGCUGACAUAUCACGCAAUGUUAUGUGUGCAUUGUAACUUUUAAUUUGCACAGUUGUGCAAGAGCACUCUUGUGCAGGUGCAAAAAUUGCACAACCAUAGUUGCAAGAUUGUUGGCCAUUAUUUCCGUUGGCCGUACUGUUGCAUAACUGUAAUUUUUGCACUUGCACACAACUGCAAUGUUACAAUGUGCAUUGAUGUUGUGUGGUAUACAUAUUACUUACUAAGCACUUAAGCAAUUAAAGUUAUAAUCCUAUUCAUAUGCAUAUAAGAGUAAAUCCCACAAUUCAGUAGGAAUUACUUCUGAAUAAAGAUUCAUAGGUUUGGGUGCAUGUCUUAAAGUUAAGCACAGUAAAGCAAAUUGUCCUAGCCACAGUUUUACCAUCUACCCUCUUAAAUAGUUAUUACCAAACUACUAGUUUCUAAAGUACUCCCAUUGAUCAAACGUGUUAAAGAGUUAUAGCUCCCCUUAGGAUUAGAGCCCAAAUCCCAUGAAAAUCAAUAUGGUCAUAAGAAAAUUUCAUUCCAAUUUCCCUGGCGUCUGAUUUGAAGAACACAGAUGACAGAUAUUUGAACUGAAAGCUGAUUAUUGGAAAACGAUGCAUUGAACCCACAUUUCCAUUCAAAUGUUAGGUUGCUAAGUUGGGCAGCAACAAUGCUUUAUUUUUGUGCAAAAGUUAAAUGAUAGAUUGCUUUUGUUUGCAAUUAUUUUUACCUACUUUUUCCUUUUCUCGCAUCAUCAUGGCAAGUUUACUUCUGCAUGUAGCUCCUUUUAUCUUCCCUGAUGUCAAGUCACAUGGCUCUGAUUAAUCCAGAGAUGCAUCUGCAUUAUUGCCAUAUCAGAGACAUGCCACAUGAUGGUUUCAAUGUAAAAGCCAUUCCAGAGUAUAUCAUCAAUCAAGGGCAGGCAAAAAAGAGCAGCGUUUCAGCGCUUGCUGAUGUAGCCACUUUUUCAGGUGUCCUCACAAACUUUGCCAACACAAUAAAUAUCAAAAACAGUAACUCUUAUUUUUCUCCCACUUCCAUGUUCCAUGGUGGGGAUGAAGCUGCAUCUAGGGCAGUAGUGGAAUAGCCCUUUUGCAUCAAUCAGUGCUUUUUUGCUAUCUCCAGAGAAUAGAACAGAGUUUUUAGAUGCAGUGCUUAGUAGAUAGUACUCAGUGUGUGUUAUAAUGUUCUCCUUACCUGCAGGGUCAUUGUUUCAUAUAGACUACAUGUAAAGUUUUUUUAAUUAAUAUAAUUAUUAUGGCUGUUUUAAAACAAACUGUCCUGCUGCCUCUGCUUUUCAUGGUUUUUCAAGCAACUGUUUGCUAGUAAUAAAGCCUUCAUCCGGUAUAUAUUUAUUUAUGGAGGAAAGUUGGGGGAGCUUUCAGAAGCAGUUAUAUAGUGCUCUCUCGAUAAAGUACGUGGAUGAAUUAAAAUAGCAUAAGUAAUUCUGAAAGCUUCCAUGUACUAAAUUAUUUCUUUUGAUUUCCUAGUAGUUUUACAGUAUUAAUGUAUGUAAUAUCAAUGCAAGCUUCUUCUUCUUCUUCUUCUGGUCUAAAGUAACAUCAGGUUCACCUUGGACAAGUUAAUUGCCUUGUGUGAGUAAUUUGUUCUCAGAUGAUCUGGAAGACAGCCAUAUUUGCAUAUGAGGAAAUUCUGUCUUUCCUCAGUUAUCUGAAUGUUUCACUACAGUGCCUUCCUGCCAUUGUACCAAAGGGCCUCCCAAGGCAUUGUCUGUAGGGUGAACAACUAUAAUGUGUUUUCCAUCAAUGUUAUACCAUGCUGAAAUAUAAGCAACGAAUUGUAAGCUGAAGAUCAUCUCAUUUUUUAUUUUGUCUUGGGUUUUUUGUUAUCAUGUUAUUUUUGAACUUCCAGCUUUCCAUCAGAGUGCUGGCUGCAAAUUACAGGAAGAAUUCCUAUAAACCUUUGCACCAAAUAUAUAAUAUAGAGAACCUAAAGUCACCCAUCUUAGCAUGUAAACAGUCAAAGGGUGUUGGGGGAGACGGCCGAUGUUAGGAAGAAUGUUUUGUCAUUUACUAAUGCAUUUUGGAAGUAUGGGAUGCCAACGGAGAAACUGCAUGUGAAGAUCAUUUGUAAUUUAUGAGACUGGGGAAAAAAUUCAAAAUCAUCUGAAUUUCAGUGCAAGGAGAUGAAACUGUUUGUUGUAUGUGAUUUUAGUGGUAAAAAGAAUGUUGAAUAGUCAUGGUUUGCACUCAAACACUGCUUGUAGGCACAGUCUAGUCAGUAAUGCACUUCCCUCCUUACCUUUUGCUAGAUACCUAGUUUCAUAUAAUAUGUUAUGCAAUACAGGCUACAUAAAUCCUAUUAAAUUCCAUGAAAGAGAGUUCAGUGUGUGCAUAACUCAUCCAAUGAAAUCAGUGAGGCUUGGGAAAGUGCUUCUCUUUGGUUUGAUAAUGCCCCAUUCAUGCCCCAUGUAAAUACAUGUCUCUUUCAUUAUUCUUGUUGGGAUACAUCAUGUUCUAAAUGUAGAAUACAUUCAACGACAGCACUAGGUUAUUGUAUUAAGAAAUGCUGCUGCUUGAGGAUAUAUCUCCAACAGUUUUAGAAAAUAGUUAGCACAAUGUAUUUUGGGGGGAAAUAUUUUGUAUUAUAAGAUCUUUUUUUAAAAAGAAAUUGUCUACUAUGCUUUUGAACUGCCACAAAUGAGGCCACUUCUGCGUGCUGAUAUUUAUAAAAUAGUUUGCCUUUUCUUCAGCUGCAACAUUAAUAAGUGCUCUUACUUGGAAGCAAGUGCUGUUGAAAGGGGUGCAAUCUUGCAUCCUGCAGUCCUGGGGAACAACUUCCGCAGGGUUCUGCCAAGACCCUCCCUGCCCCAACAGUUGCCUUCAUUUGCUGAAUCUUUUAUCUUGUAUCUUUAUAUUAUCUGUGCUCUUGUAGCAAACACACUUGUACCUUUCACAGAAACAACUGAAGUACUCGAAAGUACUCCCCAAAAUAUAGAUGGCACAUUAGCUUUUGUAGAUGCUUUUAGUGGUUGUUUGCUUUGAUCCAUGAGUUCAUGUAUCUCAGUUUGAAACCCUGCUGUGGUGGGUGCUCAUUGACAUUUUUAGUACACUAUUUGCUCCAUUCAAUAUUUCACUUGCAAUUGCCCUGCCUCCCCCUCAUUUAAGUAGUGCUGAAUAACAAUGGCAAAUGACAGUUAUAUGCUUCAUUGACAAAUCAGUAAUCCUGCCUCUGUGUAAGUUCUGUUUAUCAAUUUCUACUUGCUUCUUGUGUAUAAUAAAUUAAAAAGAAAAACAUCAACACCCCAAUAUCUCCAGGGUUUGUGCUGGUAACAACUGCACACGCUUGUACAGGCCAAAGGGGACAGAGUGCAGGCAUUAUGCAAAAUGCCUCCUGCAAGAGUCUUGUAUGUGGUCUGUAGAGAGAGUUGCGAGAAUCCUCACUCUUAUUUUUUAAAAUGUUAGUUUCUACCCUUUGGUUGCAAGGAUGGAUGUUUGAAAAAUGCAAUGGCCAAAGAUGCUUACAUAUCAGAGAGGAGAAGUCAUGUAACAGGAUGCACAGAUUCGUUUGUUUUUCAACUCUCAUGAUAUCAAAGUCUGUAUUUUCAAAGACUGUUAAAGUGUUAACUCAGGUCCUUCACUUGUGAGGAUAAAGACUAUCAGGAGAAGUAUAUUGUGAAGUAAUAAGCACAUUGGGAUGCAUUCCACCUUAAAAUCCCUUUAAUUUCCAUGGAAUUUAGGUGUGCCUGGCUUUUGAUGGAUUGUGCCAAUUAUAUGCAUCAGUAGCAGAUGGACAACUUCCAUGUUCAAGAAAGUGAUACACAAAUGCAUGGAAGUAAUACAUGUUUUGUUAGCAGCCUCCUUCCAGCUGACACAUAAGUGCACGUGUCCCUCUUGCUAAACAAGUCAUCCAUCCCUAAGACAGUGAACAGCAAAUGGUGGGAAAGAGACUGGGUGUAAGCUACAUCUGAUUAAAGUUUUUGUUUAUUGAAUUUAAUAGAUCUUAUUUAUACUCAUUUGUACGUGUCCAUCUCAAAUUGUCCCUCCAACUUUGCUGGAGGACUUCGGCUCUUGAUACCAAUCUGGAUAUGGGGAAUAGGUCUAAUAAAAACAUGUUAGUAAUUCCGAACCUCCAGGUUCAGCUGCAGUAGGCUGAACAGUGUGACAGCUUAACAGACUAAAGAGGGCUCUUUUCCACUUUCUGCCUGUUUUUAGCAUGCACAAGUGAAAACAUGUUUUUAGCCUCACUUAUGAAAAGCAUCCUAAGCUGCAGUUACAUAGGAAGCUACCAUAUACUGAGUCAGACCAUUGGUCCACCUAGCUCAGUAUUGUCUACAGAGAUGGCAGCAGCUUCUCCUAGGUUGCAGGCAGGAGACUCUCUCAGUCCUGCUUUGGAGAUGCCAGGGAGGGAACUUGGAACCUUCUGCAUGCAAGCAUGCAGAUGCUCAUCCCAGAGUGGCCCCAUCCCCUAAGGGGAAUAUCUUACAGUGCUCACAUGUAGUCUCUCAUUCAAAUGCAAACCAGGGGGACCCUGCUUAGCAAAUGGGACAAUGCAUGCUUGCUACAACAAGACCAGCUGGGGAAGAAAGGCUAUUUAAAUUUCAUGGAAAUCAAUGUCAACAUACAGUUUGGGGUAUUUCCUGGUGCUCCGAGUUAAAUAUGGAGUCUAUAUUUGCUGUUAGCAAUGUACAUUUACUGAAGAAAGUUGGGGUGGGGGAAUGAUACCCCAAAGGAAAGCCGCUUUUAAUUUGCUCUGAGAUAUAUAUGUAUAUUUUACUAAAUUGCUUGUUCAAAAUGUUUUAACUUUUUUAUACAGAUGGGAGGUUGUAUCUUAUAUUCCCCCACGUAAUGUUUUAAUCUCCAGUCUUAAUUGUGAUUUUGCUUUUUGUAAAAUAUUUUUAUACAGCUUGUAUUAUUAUAGUCUAGCAAUAAAUCAAAGGACAACUA